AUGCACUCCUGGUUUGACCUGAUGGGGCUGAAUCCAGACACGCCAGAGGAUGAGGCUGGCAUCAAGAAAGCAGCAGAGAACAUCAAGGCCUUGAUUGAGCAUGAGAUGAAGAAUGGGACCCCUGCCAACCAGAUCGUCCUGGGAGGCUUUUCACAGGGUGGAGCUAUGUCCCUCUACACAGCCCUCAGCUGCCCCCACCCUCUGGCUAGCACUGUGGCAUUGAGCUGUUGGCUACCUCUGCAUCAGGCCUUCCCCCAGGCAGCCAAUGGCAGUGCCAAGGACCUGACCAUCCUUCAGUGCCAUGGGGAGCUGGACCCCAUGGUUCCUGAACGGUUUGGGGCCCUGACAGCUGAGCAGCUCUGGUCCGUUGUCACACCUGCCAGGGUCCAGUUCAAGAUGUACCCAGGUGUCAUGCACAGCUCCUGUCCUCAGGAGAUGGCAGCCGUGAAGGAGUUUCUCGAGAAGCUGCUGCCUCCUGUCUAA
Molecule: messenger RNA, 483 nt
Organism: Rangifer tarandus platyrhynchus (Svalbard reindeer)
Lineage: Eukaryota; Metazoa; Chordata; Mammalia; Artiodactyla; Cervidae
Source: the annotation of a GenBank genome assembly